This is a messenger RNA of Fusarium poae, 1215 nucleotides long. RefSeq lists its product as uncharacterized. The record is from RefSeq and is a predicted model, not a curated record. The transcript is spliced from 4 exons. NCBI's taxonomy places the organism in Eukaryota, Fungi, Ascomycota, Sordariomycetes, Hypocreales, Nectriaceae. Gene Ontology annotation, biological process: polyketide metabolic process. Bases 1 to 1215 code for a protein of 404 amino acids.
AUGUAUGCAGAUAUCUCCAAGCCUCCUGCUCCUCUUCCCCAAGCCAAACCUCAAACGGUUACUGAAGGCAUCACACUUUUGUCUCCCCUGUCAAGACUUGGGCAGGGUCCAGGCCUUGUGAUUCUACACCCUGACUCAGACAAACACUUGGAAAUUAUUGAUGGCGUUCCCUCUGCGCUGAUCAAGUGGGCCGAAGAAGGUUAUGCUGUUGUUGAAGUACAGACAAAGGCUUUGAGAGGAGAUGCUGGUGAGGUUUUAAAGAAUGCACUGCAAGCUUUAAGGAGUUGUGAAGGAUUCGUGAAAGAUAGUAAGGUUGGACUGAUUGCAUAUGAUCCUCAACUGUGGAACCAACUUGCUUCUGUUAUUUCCAACAGCGACAUAGCAGGUGCUAUAAUUUACGCCAAUGAUGGUGACUUGACAACGCUACAAGAUGCCACAGUCCCUACACUUAAACAUAUAGCAUCACGUAGCGACAAGCUCCAGAGACACGGUGCAUCAACAACAUAUUCCUACCCGUCUGCAAAAUCGCACCUAGUAGCAGUCCCCUUCACCGAAGACUUUGACUACGCGACCGAGUCGGUCUCGCAUACAAGGAAUUUAACAUUUCUGAAACCGUUGACGAAUGGACCUUAUUUUGACCUCGAAGCUAUAUGGGAUGAACAUACCUAUUAUGAGUUUGCAGAUCGGUCUGUUGAACAUACCAUGAGUACAAUGGUUGACCAACCAUAUGUUAAUCACGUUCCCACUUUGACGGGCGGAGUUGGUCGAACGUCAUUGUCAAACUUUUAUCGGGACAACUUCAUCUUCCAGAACCCCGAUGACACAGAGCUUGAACUGAUCAGUCGUACUAUCGGUAUUGACCGUGUUAUUGAUGAGUUUCUGUAUAAAUUUACACAUAGCAAACCUGUUGACUGGCUUCUUCCAGGAGUUCCACCCACCUCCAAGAAGGUGGAAGUUCCUUUCACAGCAGUGGUCAAUAUUCGCGGCGACCGAUUAUACCAUGAACAUAUCGCAUGGGAUCAAGGAACUGUUCUGGCCCAGAUUGGGUUGAUGCCACAGUAUUUACCUUUUCCUUAUCCAGUUGACGGACAGAAGGAGGGCGCCAAGUAUGAAUACCGUGUUCCAGUGACAGGUAUUGAUACAGCGUUGAAGAUGAGGGAUCGGAACUCCGUGGCCUCGAAUGAGAUGUUUGGAUAUAAGGUCAGGGAGGUUUAG